CGUAUAAAAGGGUUUGCAAGAACUCUCCAACAGUCUCGAGGUACUCCAACGUUGUUGUUUCAACAGGUGAAUCGCAUACAGAGUGUCCACUAACAGCGGCUGGCUCUUCGAUAGCGUGGGGCCCGUGCUCGAGGAUAUAGAGGAAAACCUCUACGUAUAGAUCCAAAAUCGAAAUUAACAUCAUGAUGUGGCCAUAUGUACGAUGGCUUGUAUUGUUGGUGUCCGUUUUAGUACUUCAAAGUGACUGGACAACUGCUGCACCGAAUCCUAAUGGAGAUGAGAUGAUGCGCCUGCUCAAGCUGGACCAGAUGUACUCAUCAGUCGCCAGACCGAGCUUGCGGAGUGGUCCCGUCGAAACAGAAAUCAGGCCUAAGUUGGUCCAGAGGGCGAUGCUGAGGCUGCAGGAGCUCGAUAGGCUGUAUUCAGAUCGAGCACGACCGAGAUUCGGGAAAAGAACUUUCCAUAACAACCCCAAAUAUGCUCCUCUGGAAUACGAUAGCCAAUACCAGCAGAGCGAGCAAGACGUGGGAGAUUGGCUUCCAGUUAGAAGAUGAGACGACACGCAAGCAUUUCCAAUGAUUCUUCGUUUUUUGUCAACCCACCCUAGUAGACAAUCAUUUUAAGUUUGGUUGUUUUUCGUGUUCUUCAGUGUCAUUGAUUCCCGCAGAUUUCCCUGUUAUUCUUGCUAAAAGUUAUUUAGUCCGAAAUAAAGCAUCCGUGUGGCCUAA
Diabrotica virgifera virgifera (western corn rootworm) is the source of this 728-nucleotide messenger RNA. RefSeq lists its product as uncharacterized. The transcript has 5 exons. Bases 183 to 554 code for a protein of 123 amino acids. The record is from RefSeq and is a predicted model, not a curated record. Lineage: Eukaryota; Metazoa; Arthropoda; Insecta; Coleoptera; Chrysomelidae.